Messenger RNA from Helobdella robusta, 1551 nucleotides. RefSeq lists its product as hypothetical. The record is from RefSeq and is a predicted model, not a curated record. The transcript is spliced from 4 exons. Lineage: Eukaryota; Metazoa; Annelida; Clitellata; Rhynchobdellida; Glossiphoniidae. The coding region runs from base 1 to 1551 and encodes 516 amino acids.
AUGAUCGAACGAAAUCUAGCGUGGAGGUUAAGAUUUAAUGAUGAUAUCAUGGAUUUUCUAAGCUGGAGGAGACGUGGCGUUUUAAAUCUCAGGAGCUACCUAGCGUGGAGAGAAACUCAAAUUUACAAGCAUAUGGAUGAGAGGAAGAUUUUAAAUUACUCUCAACUUUUUUCAGAUUUCGAUAAUAUUAAAAUCAAACAUCCGAUUUUAUUUGAAAUGGCCUUUCAUUAUGUGAAAAAAAAUCUUCCUAGGGUAUAUUCCAAAUUUCAUGCUGAUGAUGAAUGUUUGAUCAAUUAUUUUGGUUCCAGAUUGCUAGAUUUUUUGAAGGAAUUAUUAACGUAUCUUAAAAAUUGUUACAACCCUUGUUGUUUGAAACCGGAUAUCAAUUGGAUGUAUGAAAAAGUGAAUAAUGCAAUGCCCAAACAACAACGAUGCGAAUUUCAGAGUUCAGUUAAGAAGAAGGAUAUUAUGGUGAAUACCAAGAGCAUCUACAAAAGAUGGCAUGAAAGCUCGCGCUUCAUAACUGCGAUUAAGAAUUGUGCAACUGAAUGCACCAUUCCGCCAGAUCGAAUGAAAGAAGCCAGAGAUAUAAUUCACCACAUUAUAGGAGACAUUGUUGAAGAACUAAAAGCAGAUUCCAUUUUUGUUACUCCGGAAUUCGUCGGAAGUACUUCCGAAGGUUUAAAUGUGAAUGUACGUCCAUUCGAACAGCAUCCCAUAGAAUUGGAUGUCAUGCUUGUCUGGGACGUGGGAGAAAUCAUUGAGAAAGUACCAUCUCCUAUUGCCAACCGCUGUUUCAUGAUGGUAAAACCUGGAACAAACAUGCCGAUGCAAUCAAUUGCUGACAAGGAUGAUCAUAAUAAUCGUUACCUAGCUCCAUCCUCUCUGCUGGAGUUCUUUAGAGGAAAGAUUGAAAUGUGCUGCAGAAAAUAUGGACGAAAGCAUUGGAACGCAACUACAGAGCUUAUAGAUCAUGAUCCAGGAAUUCAAAUGGAUGGCACAAUACCGAAAAAAAAGAAGGAGGAUGCUGCUUUGAAAUUCUCGAUAGAUAUCGUUCCUACAUUGAAAAUGAACAAUGAGGAAUACUACGUUCCGAAAUGCUCUGAUAAAUUUGACCACAUUUUUUUUCAACGUGGCUAUUCCUGGAGAAGAUCUUUCAGCAUUUUAGAAAAGAACAAAAUAUUACAGAUCAUUCCUGAGAAAAAAAAUCUCAUGAGAGUUUUCAAAUAUAUUACGGCUAUAAUUGAUCACUACUUACAUUUCUACCUAUUUUCAUCUUAUCAAAUGAAAAAUGUUUUUUUGAAAGUAUGCCAUAAAUUUUCAAACGAUGAACUUUGGUCAGAGAAAUAUUUAGGUUUGAGGUUGAUAGAUUUGUUGCAGGAAUUAUUGACAUGUUUGAAGAAUCGCAAUCUGCCUUGCUUCUUCCAACCGAAUGUUGAUAUACUGGUCGGAAUAAAUGAAAUAUUUAUCUUAGAAAAUCGACGCGUGUGUCAGAAGUUGAUUGAUGAUGAGGAAUUCAUGUUGGAGACGUUGAACAAACGUCUAGAAUGA